CUGGAAAUGGCGAUUUGCCUGAGCACCUAAGCUUAGCUUCAAGAGGCUUGAGAAACACGGCUAUGAACUGCAUCAGCUAAAGAAUUCAACUUUAAAGGCGAUGAAUUUAUCUGGGAAUCCCAAUUCUCGUUCUAGGACCCAGAGCUCUUGGAGAGGUGGGACCGUCCUAGUACGUUUCCGACCUCCGAACGCUGGGGGCGCUGUGAAGUUGAGUAGCCUCUUGCACGCUUAGGAGUUCAUCGCACAAGCGCACUCAGUGCUUUUCGGCGUACCCACGUGUAAACCUUCUCGGCAACUUUUCGGAGUAAAAUGCCCAAGUUUAAGCCGGCCCGUGGGGCCGGGAGUCAAGAAAAGCAUGCACCCCUGGCCGAGCAGAUCUUGGCUGGAGAUGCGGUGCGGGCAGGGGCCCGGGAAAAGCGCCGGGGUCGCGGAACCGAAGAGGAGGAAGAGUACGUGGGGCCGCGGCUCAGCCGGCGGAUUCUACAGCAAGCCCGGCAGCAACAGGAGGAGCUCGAGGCGGAGCACGGGAGUGGGGACCGACCCGCCAGGCCACGGGAUCGCGCCACGCAACUGGGCCCAGGAGCACCACAGGAUGGAUCAGAUGAUGAGGACGAGGAGUGGCCCAGCCUGGAAAAGGCCGCCAAAAUGACAGGGGUGAGCCACCAUGCAGAGGUGGUUGUGGACCCUGAAGAUGAACGUGCCAUUGAAAUGUUCAUGAACAAGAACCCUCCUGCCAGACGCACUCUGGCCGACAUCAUCAUGGAGAAACUAACGGAGAAGCAGACUGAGGUCGAGACGGUCAUGUCAGAGGUGUCAGGCUUCCCUGUGCCACAGCUGGACCCCCGAGUGCUGGGCGUCUACAGAGGCGUCCGGGAGGUGUUAUCUAAGUACCGCAGUGGAAAGCUGCCCAAGGCCUUUAAAAUCAUCCCUGCACUCUCCAACUGGGAACAGAUCCUCUACGUCACGGAGCCUGAAGCCUGGACUGCGGCUGCCAUGUACCAGGCCACCAGGAUCUUCGCCUCUAACCUGAAGGAACGCAUGGCCCAGCGCUUCUACAACCUCGUCCUGCUGCCCCGGGUGCGUGAUGACAUCGCAGAGUACAAACGACUCAACUUCCACCUCUACAUGGCCCUGAAGAAGGCCCUGUUCAAGCCUGGGGCCUGGUUCAAAGGGAUCCUGAUCCCGCUGUGCGAGUCGGGCACUUGUACGCUCCGGGAAGCCAUCAUCGUGGGCAGCAUCAUAACCAAGUGCUCCAUCCCCGUGCUGCACUCCAGUGCCGCCAUGCUGAAGAUCGCCGAGAUGGAGUACAGCGGGGCCAACAGCAUCUUCCUGCGGCUGCUGCUGGAUAAGAAGUACGCGCUGCCCUACAGGGUGCUGGAUGCCCUGGUCUUCCACUUCCUGGGCUUCCGGACAGAGAAGCGGGAGCUGCCCGUGCUCUGGCACCAGUGCCUGCUGACCCUGGCCCAGCGCUACAAAGCUGACUUGGCCUCGGACCAGAAGGAGGCCCUCCUAGAACUGCUCCGGCUGCAGCCCCACCCACAGCUGUCCCCUGAGAUCAGGCGCGAGCUUCAGAGUGCUGUCCCUCGAGAUGUAGAAGAUGUUCCCGCUGCCAUGGAGUGAGGACAGCAGUUGCCUGGCCUAGUCCCCUCUUGGUGACUAAAGAUGGCACUAUUUAUGGCUAAGGACGCCAGAUGGAAGAGAACAGGGCACGGGUGUUUGUUGCUCCCAGUCCUGGGCAGGGAAGACUGAGACCUCUGGGUUCCCCUUACAUUCUGAGCCUUCCUCCCUGCUCACUCAGCGGCGGGGGGAGGGGGGGUGUCAGUGUGGCCCACACAGCACUGGAACGCGGGUACAAACAAACGCAGGUAUUUAUUGAAA
Cavia porcellus (domestic guinea pig) is the source of this 1878-nucleotide messenger RNA. It is a transcript of the gene Bysl, whose product is annotated as bystin like. Lineage: Eukaryota; Metazoa; Chordata; Mammalia; Rodentia; Caviidae. The record is from RefSeq and is a predicted model, not a curated record. Bases 310 to 1620 code for a protein of 436 amino acids. Gene Ontology annotation, molecular function: snoRNA binding. Gene Ontology annotation, cellular component: cytoplasm; nucleolus; preribosome, small subunit precursor. Gene Ontology annotation, biological process: rRNA processing. The transcript has 7 exons.